This is a messenger RNA of Lolium rigidum, 675 nucleotides long. Its product is annotated as vesicle-associated membrane protein 721-like. Lineage: Eukaryota; Viridiplantae; Streptophyta; Magnoliopsida; Poales; Poaceae. The record is from RefSeq and is a predicted model, not a curated record. Bases 1 to 675 code for a protein of 224 amino acids. Gene Ontology annotation, biological process: vesicle-mediated transport. Gene Ontology annotation, cellular component: membrane. The transcript is spliced from 4 exons.
AUGGCAGGGGAGGGGGAGGAGAAGAUGCUGAUAUAUGCGAUGGUGGCGCGGGGGACGACAGUAGUGGCGGAGCAGACGGUGUACGAGGGCAACUUCCGGGACAUCGCCGCUCAGUGUCUGCAGCGGCUCCCCUACGCCCGCGACGACCGCUUCACCUACGCCUGCGACGGACACACCUUCACCUUCCUCGUCCACCAAGGAUACGCAUUCUGCGUCGUCGCGAACGAGGCGGCUGGGCGUGAGGUCCCUCUGGCUUUCCUGGAGAUGAUCAAGGAGGAUUUCAACAAGAGAUACGCCGGAGGGAAAGCGGCCACCGCCGCAGCCAACAGCCUCAGCAGAGAUUUCGGACCAAGGCUUAAGGAGCAGAUGCAGUACUGCAUGGAUCACCCUGAGGAGUUGAGCAGGAUGUCCAAGGUCAAAGCCCAGGUCUCUGAAGUCAAAGGAAUCAUGAUGGAGAAUAUCGACAAGGUUAUUGAUCGCGGAGAACACAUCGAUGGUCUCGUCACCAGGACAGAGCAGCUGCAUGAACAGGCUGCCGAUUUCAGGCAGCAGGGCACGCGGAUAAGGCGUAAGAUGUGGUUCCAAAACAUGAAGGUCAAGCUCAUUGUCCUCGGCAUCGUUGUCGCCCUCAUCCUCAUCAUCGUACUCUCGAUUUGCCACGGAAAAUGCCACUAG